Molecule: messenger RNA, 525 nt
Organism: Trypanosoma grayi
Lineage: Eukaryota; Euglenozoa; Kinetoplastea; Trypanosomatida; Trypanosomatidae
Exons: 1
Coding region: 1-525 (174 amino acids)
Source: RefSeq, a predicted model, not a curated record
AUGGCUGUCUCCAAGUGUGUGUCCAUUAAUACACCUAACAGCAGCAGCAGCAGAGCCGCUGUUCUCUCUGAGGCGUCGGAGCUGCUGUCGGCGCGGUUGGGGCUGCGGGAUCUCGUGGAGCAGCAGCCAGUUGGGGGCGCCCUGUCACCGAGCAGCGAGACGAAAGAUGUGCGCUGGUGGCACAUUCCGCCUGCGCACCUCGGCGACUGGUGUUGCAACCGCCACGGCACACUUCACGGUGGGUUGUGUCUUGCGCUCCUCUUCGCUUUCUGCAAGGCUCACGUGGGCCUGCGGUGCGGGAGCGGUGGCACAGUGACGCGGGUGCACACGCAGUACAUGAGUCCUGUCUCCACCGUCUCGCCGCUCAUGGUGCGGACGGCGCUAACGGAUGUCAGUGAUGACGCCGUGCGGACGACGGCGGAGGUCUACUCACACAAGCAGUACCAAUUGGGGCGGGCAGCAGCGCCUCUCUGCGCUGCUUCCAUCACUAUUAUGCGGCGUCCUGCGUACCACUCACAUAUGUGA